UCUUUUAUGGAUUAUAUCUUUAUGUGAAAAGAAUAAAUUCUUAAUGAACUACAAACUAUAAUCAUUUUCAGUUCUCUAUCAGUCUCUCUUUAACAUUGUCUUUCUUUAUGAAGUUCUAUGAUAAAUCUGAUAGAUUAACCUUCUAAAACUACCAUAGCAUUGGUUGUCACUGAACUUUGUCUUCAGUCAUAUGAAUGAGUACUUCAGCUGACAUUUCCUGUAACAGUCUUAUUUUCUAGGAAAGUCAUGUUUUUUGCAACAAUUAUGUUCAUCAUGUCCAAUUCUCUUGCAAUAAGUACAUGUGAGUUUCUUCUUCUUAGAUGCAUUAGAUUUUGUGUUGUUCUUGCCUUUGCCUUUGAGUGAUUGGGCUACCAAUGCCUAACUCUUGGGAAAUGCAUCAAACUAAAUAACCUUAGCUUGCUCUCUAGUCAAAUGGUCACAAAAUGUCUCAAGUGAAGGUAUAGUAAAUGGAUCAUUUAGGGCAUCCAUGGUGGAAUAAAAGGUAGAAGAAAAGGUUACAUAUGGUCCUUUUUAUCUUUUAGACAAAAUCAAGAAAAUGUUUUCUUAUAAGAUCUUUUCCACAACCAGCAAAUUGAAAUAUUAAAGAUUUGAACUUAGCCAAAUGAUCUUCAAUGGAAGGAAAUGUAUGAGGGGAAAUAAAAGUCAAUUUUGCUUCUAUUUGAAAAGCACAAAAUUCACGAACUGUAUCAAAUAGAUCUUUGAAUUUAUCCCAUAUCUGCUUAGGCUUUGUAUAAUCCGCAAUAUGGAACAACAAACUGUUAGAACUUUGUAAAGCAAUCAGACCUAUAGCCUCACCAACUUGUUCCUGUAAGCAAUCUCUUGUACUCUAUUGAAAUCAAGUUGUGUAUCAGCCAACAUAGACUAUAAACGCUUAGAUAGGAGUAAUUGUUGCAUCUUUAUUUUCCAUGGAUGAUAAUUAUGAGUGAAGACCUCAAAUGAAUAGAAAUCUGCCAUUAGAUAAACAACACUAAUAUAGAAAAAUAAACAAUGUACAAUAAAAAUUUGUGUUAGGACAUCCCAAAAUAAAUCAAUGUGAAAUUUCAAGCUCCCCGACAAAAAUAACCACCAAUUUCAACAAAUUUUCCAAGAAAUGGGCCAAAGUACCAAAAUGACCUCAAACUUGUAAUGUCCCCAUUUUGAAAUAGGAUUUAAUAAUAAACACUACCAAUAAAAUAAAAAUAUAAAAGAAUAAAAAUAAAAAUAUAAUGAAUAAAAUUAAAAUAAUUAAAGUUUAGGUAAGUUUAAAUUCCAAGUUACCGGGUUCGCCCCUGGGACGCCCUGGUACGGGUCCGGGUUCGACCGGGUCCGUGGUACGGGUCCGGUUCGACCCGGGUUCGAAAAACCCAGGGUGGGUUUGACCCGGGUCGAACCCAGUCGAACCCGGGGUCGAACCCGGGCGGACCCAGGCGAACCCUGGCGGCUGGGCGGCCCAUAAAGCUAAAAAACAAACCAAAUUUUAAUUUUUUUUCAGUUCCGCCUUUUAAAAAGUGAAAAUCAUAACCUAAAAAACACUUCUAAAACACUUUAUUGGCACAUUUCACCUCAUUUGUGUUGCAAACAAAUUUUUUAUGAGAGCAGGUUGAAGAAAGUUUGAAGAAAAUUUGGCUUCCAAGAUCAAAGAGGAGGAGUUGAAGACUGAUUUUAGAAGCUUCAACAAGUGUUGCAGCAUCAUUUCCAUACAUUUUCAAGCUUCCAUUGGCUGCAAGAGGUAGGUUUUUAAACAUUUUUUUCCAACUUUUUUUGUUUCACAAAUUUUCAAACAUGAAACUUGAAUUUUUUUUCAUUAUUUAGUUUUUGUUUUUGAAUAUGUUUAUUUUAUUUCUUGCCAUAGGAACUAGAAUGGCAUCUACAUCUUCCUCCAUUGGCAAUGAACAAAUAAUUGCAAAACAAAGAAAUGAUCCAAAUUCUCCCUUAUGGAAAUAUGUGGACAUUAUAAAACAACUUCCGGGAGGUGGGGGAUUCCGUUGGAAAUGCCAUGGAUGUGAUAUUGAACAUAAUAGUUCAUAUUAUCGGGUGGUAGGCCAUUUGUGUGGAAUAAAAGGAAGAAGCAUCAAAAAAUGCCCUGGAAAAAAUGGUAAACCUAUACCACAUGAGAUAGUGAUGAAAUAUAUUAGGGAGCAUGAGGCGGUAGAAGAGAGGGAAGCCCGUAGAUUGAACCAAACCGCAUCAAAGAAAACAAGGGGAAUGCAAGGCUCUUCUAAUCCCAGUAUUGUAGUAGAAGACCACCCCUUCUUUGCCACAAAUGAACCUCAAAGUGAACCACCCUUGACACGUAAAAGAACAAAGGGGCCUUUAGAAACCGCAUUCCAAAAUGAGAGUAGAGACAAUGCUGAUCAAGAUAUAGUAAGGUGCAUUUAUGCAAAUGGGUUGUCAUUCAAUGUUGUUCGCUCCCCAUAUUGGAAGCAAAUGAUAAAAAGUGUUAAUGAGGCACCAAGGGGGUAUAAGGGCCCCAGUUAUGAGAAGGUACGUGGAACAUUAUUGGAGAAAGAGGUGAAGAGGGUUGAAGAUGCAUUGAAACCCAUAAGGGAUUCAUGGGUUGAGACAGGUGUAACAAUUGUUUCAGAUGGGUGGAAAGAUGCUAAAAACCGUCCCUUGAUCAAUGUCAUAGCGGUGUCCCCUAAAGGGGCAAUGUUUUUGAGAGCUGUGGAUUGUGAGGGCCAAAUAAAAGAUGGCCAAUUUAUUGCAGAAAUUCUCAUCUCUGCCAUUGAGUCUGUGGGACCUCGCAAUGUUGUCCAAGUCAUAACAGACAAUGCAAAAAAUUGUAGAGCUGCUGGUUUGUUGGUUGAGCAACGCUAUGAUCACAUCUUUUGGACACCUUGUGCGGUACAUUCACUCAAUCUUAUGCUACAAAGGAUUGGGCAAAAAAUAAAAUGGAUCAGAGAUGUGUAUGCAGAGGCUGAGGACAUCCAGAUGUUCAUGACAAACCACCACAUGUCUCAAGGGAUUUUUAGAACCUAUUCAAAUUUGGAGCUAUUGAAGGUAAGUGAAAUAGUAAUUUAAUUUUACAUUUUCUGAUUUUUUUGAAUUUUCAAUGUUAAUAAUAUCAUUGUGUAAGCUAUAUUGUGUAUUCUUCUUUAAAGUUUGGCUUUAUUUUUUAAUCAUUUGGCAUUAAUUUGUGUUAUAGGUUGCUGAGACUCGUUUUGCAUCAAACACAAUCGUCUUAAGACGACUUGUGAAAGUUAGAGUGGCACUAUGCAAUAUGGUGAUCAGCACCAAUUGGACUGUAUGGAAGCAAAGUAGCACUGAGAGGGCAGAAAAAAUUAGGGAUAGAAUAUUGAAUGAGAAAUGGUGGGAUCUUGUUACAUAUCUCCUAAGUAUCACUGAGCCCAUCAUGAGCAUGAUUCGCUAUACAGACAUGGAUAGGCCUUGCAUAGGUGAGAUUUAUGAUGGCAUUGAUUCAAUGCUUGAAAAAAUAAAGGUCACUAUAAAUAAAAAAGAGAAUGAUCCUCAGGAGAAAUUCUUCAAAGAACUGGAAGUAAUUAUUGUAGAGAGGUGGAAUAAGAUGACCACUCCUUUGCACCUUCUUGCCUAUGCCUUGACACCUAAGUACUAUAGCAAUCAGUUUCUUGAUAAACCAGGAAGGAUUCCACCAUGGGGAGAUCUAGAAGUAUCUGAUGGGUAUAAGGCAACAUUUCUUAGACUAUAUCCCGAUGAUGAUUUGCGAGAUGUUGUUACAAAUGAGUUCAUAGAAUUCGCAAAUGGGAAUGGUCUAAGUGUUGAUGCACUUCGUCAUAGAUCCAAGAAAGAUGCUCAUAGCUGGUGGUACUUCCAUGGCACAUGCUUCCAACACCUACAACCCCUCGCUAUAAAAGUUUUAUCACAAGUUGCUAGUUCAUCUGCUUCAGAAAGAAAUUGGAGCACAUACUCUUUCAUCCACUCAGUAAAGCGCAAUAGGCUGCUAUCAAAAAGAGCGGAGAAUUUAGUAUAUGUGCAUUCCAACCUACGUCUUCUUUCACACAAACAACAUGGCUACACACAAGGGGAAACAAAGAUGUGGGAUAUAGAGCCAGAGCAUACUGAUUUGGAUGCUCCUGCUUCUCAGCUUCUUGCAUUGACACUUGAUGACUCGGAAAUUGAGCCAACUUAUAGUGCAAGUGCAAGUGGCAUUGGCUCAUGUAAUGUCAAUGUCAAUGAGGAGGAGGAGGAGGAGG
This is a messenger RNA of Cryptomeria japonica (Japanese cedar), 4172 nucleotides long. RefSeq lists its product as uncharacterized. The transcript is spliced from 2 exons. NCBI's taxonomy places the organism in Eukaryota, Viridiplantae, Streptophyta, Pinopsida, Cupressales, Cupressaceae. The coding region runs from base 1828 to 3021 and encodes 397 amino acids. The record is from RefSeq and is a predicted model, not a curated record.